Messenger RNA from Ochotona curzoniae (black-lipped pika), 1558 nucleotides. RefSeq names its product UFM1 specific peptidase 2 (gene UFSP2). The record is from RefSeq and is a predicted model, not a curated record. Lineage: Eukaryota; Metazoa; Chordata; Mammalia; Lagomorpha; Ochotonidae. The transcript is spliced from 12 exons. Bases 67 to 1458 code for a protein of 463 amino acids.
GAGUUGACGGACGGAAGUCUGCGGGUCUGUCAUUGCCACGUCGCGGACGUGGUGAUCUCGAAAAUUAUGGAUAUACUCUUCAGAGUAAGAGGAGGCCUUGAUCUAGCUUUUCAGCUAGCUACUGCUAAUGAAAUUUUUAUCAAGAAGGCACUGAAACAUGUGUUGAGUGACCUGUCAGCCAAGCUUUCUUCAGACGCACUGGUGUUCAGAAUCUGUCACAGUUCAGUGUAUAUAUGGCCCAACAGUGACUUCAACACCAUUCCAGGAGAACUGACUGACAAUUCUGCUUGUAAGACCAUAAUGCGCUUUAUUCAACUUGAACAGGAGGAAGACACAAAACGAAAAUUCUUGAAAAAGAAAGACAAAAGGUUGUUGGACAUGCAUCAAAUAGUAAAUAUAGAUCUUAUGCUGGAAAUGUCAACCUCUCUGGCAGCUGUAACCCCUAUCAUUGAGAGGGAAGGCGGAGAACACCACUACGUUACCAUGACUUUACCUGUCGAUGCAGUGGUAUCUGUUGCUCCAGAAGAAACCUGGGGGAAAGUGCGCAAACUUCUAGUUGAUGAAAUUCAUAAGCAACUCACUGAUAUGGAAAAAUGCAUUUUAAAAUAUAUGAAAGGAACUUCGAUUGUGGUCCCUGAGCCAUUGCACUUUUUAUUACCAGGGAAGAAAAAUCUUGUAACAAUAUCAUAUCCAUCAGGAAUUCCAGAUGAUCAGCUACAGGCCUACAGAAAGGAGUUACAUGAUCUCUUCAACCUGCCUCAUGACAGACCUUAUUUCAGAAGAUCUAAUGCUUACCACUUUCCAGAUGAACCAUACAAAGACGGUUACAUUAGGAAUCCACAUACAUACCUUAAUCCACCCAACAUAGAGGCUGGUAUGAUUUAUAUGGUACAGGGCACAUACGGCUAUCACCAUUAUAUGCAGGACCGGAUAGAUGACAAUGGCUGGGGCUGUGCCUAUCGAUCGCUGCAGACUAUCUGCUCUUGGUUCAGACACCAGGGAUACACUGACAGGGGCGUUCCAACACACAGAGAAAUUCAGCAGGCCCUAGUUGAUGCCGGUGACAAAGCAGCAACAUUUGUUGGAUCACGGCAGUGGAUCGGCUCCAUCGAGGUACAGCUAGUGCUAAACCAACUGAUUGGGGUAACUUCCAAAAUUCUGUUUGUCAGCCAGGGUUCAGAAAUGGCCUCUCAAGGACGGGAACUGGCUAACCAUUUCCAGAGUGAAGGAACUCCAGUCAUGAUUGGGGGAGGUGUUUUGGCUCACACAAUACUAGGAGUUGCAUGGAAUGAGAUCACAGGGCAGAUAAAAUUUCUGAUUCUAGAUCCACAUUAUACAGGGUCUGAAGAUCUGCAAGUUAUUUUGGAAAAGGGCUGGUGUGGCUGGAAGGGCCCAGACUUCUGGAACAAGGAUGCUUACUAUAACUUAUGUCUUCCUCAACGACCAAAUGUUAUUUGAAAUAUCUAGGAAUUCGAAGGCUGUACUGAAAUAGUAUUAUAAAUUUGUUAUCAAAAGAAUAAGCUUAAUCAUCUCAAAUUAAAUUAGAUUCAGGGUGUAA